AAGAGGAGCGGCGCCUUUCCUGUGCGCUUACAUUAGACUCACAUGGUUGGAUGGUCUACCUCACGGACGCGCUCUCGGACUCUCGGCUCUUCAUCUUUGCGCGCACGCUGUGGAUUUAGGAGUUUUUCUCCUUCGUUCGUUUCCCGACAGUUUGACCAUCUGCAGACCGGAGCGCUGCGCUCAUGCCGGAUCCAAAAUGACUUUUACUAAGUGGUCACUCGCCAAAGCUUAAGGGGGACCAAUCAACGGGCCCUACAAGUGCAUGCAAAGAAGCAGCCUUUGAUACAGAAAGGAUUCCUCCACUCCGUCUCACCACGUGGAAGGACCACUGGGAGUACAAGAAUACAGUCAAGGACGAGUUCAACCUCUCCUCCGUCUGCAAGAGGAUGGGAGGGGAAAACUAAGGCUUUGUGCAGCCAAGAGAAGCUUAAUGAAAUCCAAAGAAUCUUAAAACAAAACGUUUGCGCUCGUGCUCUGUAAUCAAGCAGCCAUGUGUGGACUGCCUGUGACCAUCCACUGUCUUCUGGCUGCUGCUCUGCUGCUGGACUGUUGCCUCCAAUCAGUGAAUGCCAGUGAGGACGACGCUACACCCCGACUCAGUUUCCCUUACAAUGCAAAGGAGAGAUCAGCCAGGAGAUUCUCUGUGGACGGCGUCUUCAAUUACACCUCUCUGCUGCUUAGCCAGGAAGAUGACAUGCUCUACGUCGGCGCCAGGGAGGCCCUGUUUGCCCUCAGCCUCUCAGACAUCAGCAAGACCAAGCUGCAGAAGAAUCUGACAUGGGCCACUCCUACAGAGAAACGAGAAGAGUGCAGCUUUAAAGGCAAAAAUCUCGAGACUGAUUGCCUCAAUUAUAUAAAAAUUCUCCUGCGGCUGAACAGCACUCAUCUCUAUGUGUGUGGCACCUACGCCUUCAGUCCUGUCUGCGCCUACAUAAACACGUCAACUUUUACACUGGAGCGGGACGAGGCGGGGGAGGUGACGAUGGACGACGGGCGCAGUCGUUGCCCUUUCAACCCAGAGUACAAAUCCACUGCCAUCAUUGUGGAUGGGGAGCUGUACACCGGCACUGCCAGCAACUUCCAAGGGAACGAGCCAGUCAUUUUCAAAAGUUUGGGUCAGGGAACUUCGCUGAAAACUGAAAACUCUUUAAAAUGGUUGCAAGAUCCAAUCUUUGUCGGGUCAUCUUACAUCGAGGAAAGUCAGCCCGUAGGUAACCCUGUGAGCGACGACGACAAGAUUUACUUCUUCUUUAGCGAGGCAGGGAAGGAAUUCGACUUCUUUGACAACACCAUUGUGUCUAGGAUCGCCCGCGUGUGCAAGGGUGAUAAGGGCGGGGAGCGAGUUCUGCAGAAGAAGUGGACCACCUUCCUGAAGGCUCAGCUUCUGUGUUCCCUCCCUGAUGACGGCUUCCCCUUCAACAUCAUCCAGGACAUGUUUGUUCUUAAGCCGGUGGGAGACAGCUGGGAGAGCACCGUCUUCUACGGUGUCUUCACCUCUCAGUGGUACAAAGGGGCUUCAGGGAGUUCUGCAGUGUGCGCUUUUAGCAUGGCACAGGUUGAGAGAGCCUUCAGCGGCCGCUAUCGGGAAGUCAACAGAGAGACCCAGCAGUGGUACACCUAUAACCACCAAGUACCAGAGCCACGACCCGGAGCGUGCGUGACCAACCAUGCCAGGCAGCUGGGUAUUAGGUCGUCUUUGGACAUGCCUGAUAAAGUGCUCAACUUUGUCAAGGACCAUUUCCUGAUGGACAGCGUGAUCCGAAGCUCUCCUCUCCUGCUCAAACGUAACGUGCACUACACCCAGAUUGCUGUGCACAAGAUCCAGGGCAUGGAAAGAGCAUACGAUGUGCUCUUCAUCGGAACAGAUGAUGGAAAGCUCCACAAGGCCAUCAAUGCUAAUGAUAAGAUGCACAUCAUUGAGGAGAUGAUUCUGUUUGCGGAGCCUCAGCCUGUGCAGCACAUCGAACUAGAUCCUCAACGGGGGCUGCUGUUCGUGUCCUCGUACUCUGGGCUGGUGGAGGUUCCUGUUGCUAACUGCUCUAACUACCUGAGCUGUGGAGAGUGUGUGCUGUCCAGAGAUCCCUACUGCGCCUGGACUGGGCGGCUGUGCCGAGACGUCCGAAUGGCGCCACCUGACAGCCAUUGGCAGCAGGACGUGGAGGAGGCAGACACAUCAGCCAUUUGUAACAAGACUGUUCCCAGCCCCAGAUCAUUCAGGCCAGCAGCUUCCCGAGGUUCUCGUUGCAAGCUGGUUACAGUUCCAGCAAAUACCUUCAGAGUCCUGCCCUGUAAGCUGCGUUCCAAUUUGGCGCAGCGGAGGUGGCGUUACGGCGACAGCGCCAGCCAGCUGUUUUAUGCAACCCCUGAGGGAAACCUGGUAGUUGUUGCUCAGUCCGAGAAGAUGGAGACCUAUGAGUGCUGGUCAGAGGAAGAAGGUUUCCGUCAACUUUUGGCCAACUACUGCGUGAUCGCAGAGCCUCGCCAAGAAAGCACAACGCCCUUGAGUCACUCGCGUACGCCCCACUUUGCCCGGGAGGAAACCAUCAUCCUGCCCGGCGAGUCUCGGUCUGAGCAGGUCCAUGCAAAGACCUACUGGAAUGAGCUGAUCGUGGUGUGCGCUCUCUUGGCUUUCUUCCUGGUCUUGUUCUCCUUGUGCGUCGUCUACAGGAAUCGGGAUCAUAUGAAGUCCAUGCUGAAGCAGGGCGAGUGCCCCAACAUGCAGCAGAAGAAGCCGAGGAUAGUGGGAAAGCCUACAGAGAGCUUACCCCUCAACGGGAACACCAUCCCUGUUUCUACAUCGGAUCACAAGGGCUACCAGACUUUAAACGACAACUACAUCUGCAGCACGCCCACGCACGAGUCCUCUCCAGACAACAGCAAGAGCUUCUCAGAGUCCUCAGACAGGCGGCCGCUAAACCUGAAAGAGAGCCACGUGGAAUACUCCCCAACCUGCCCUCGGCCCAGAGUCAGGCUGGGCUCGGAGAUCAAAGACUCAAUUGUAUGAGAGCAAGGCAAUGACUAAACAGCACACCAUGCACCUCCAUGGAGGGAACAGACCACCAGGCUGAGGAGGGCACACCCUCGCAUCCUGCAUUUGCUUUUUUCUGGUCAUCUCAGCUCUGUGAUGGUCUGAAGGUCAUUUCCUCAAAUCAUUUCCACUAGAAGCCAGAGUUCAGUCCUACUGAGGCAGGAACAGGAGGAAUCACAAAACUUCAGUGUCAGCCUGGAUUACAAACCAUCACAACUUCCAGGAAUAAAUCCAACCAUCUUCAUCAUGAAAGCAACUAACAACGUGUGUGUUUGUGUGAUCAAGGGCUGGAAAGAAUGAAUAAAUACAGGAAGCAUCUCUCUUAUAACAUUUUCUCUUUACGUCAAUAAAUCAUCCAUUUUAGAUUUUUUACAAUUAUAGCACAAGACAAGAAAUAAUCCAAGGUAUUACUAGUUCCCCCACUCUGAGUAGGAGUAUCUUGCACAAUUCCUGCAGAAGGUGACUUCUGUUUUAUGCACACUAGAGCCGAGUUGCAGGUAUGUGUUGGGCAGGAGUUCAAGUGAACAAACACGUCUUCAUCAUGAUUGAGAAAAAAAUGGAUGCAGGUCAAGUGCACAUUUGUGCCUCGUAAAUGUCAGAAAACAAAAUACGAUGAAGAUUGAGGGAACAUGCAAGAGCCUGCUGAUGGAAGAUGGAUGAGAGCAGAUCACUGGCUGUGACCAGUAAUUAUGCUCCAAGGCCUCAACACUGACGUUAGCCUCCUGAGUGUGAAACGAUGAAGUGCAGGGAACGUUCUGGAGACGGCUGCAUUUCAAGAAAUGAGCGUUGACUGAAUCGCUGUGUGUGUUGUCGACGAUAUUAACCUGCAUGUGCCACGAUGGGUUAAUGAACUGUGACACAGAUGGACCUUUUUCUUUUCCAAAAUAAACACAAAAAAGAAACUGGGUAAAAUUGCAGGGGGUGGAAAAAAUGGAGACUUUCACAUGUCUUAUUCAGGGUAACAUCUGUGUCAUCUUGUGUACUGUGCCAAAAAAAGAAACGACUGAAUUGUCUUAACUAAAUGCAAUAGUACCAUCCUGUUGUGAGCAUCUCCUGCUUUCGUUUCGCAUUAAUUACUGUCAGACAGCACAUGGCGAUAGACCCAGGUUUGGGUCUUGAUGAGCAUUAUGUGGCACUAAUAAUAAAUAAAUGUGAUGUUCAAAGUUGGAAACUUCUUUCAAGACUGUUAGCUCACAGCAAAGAAUGUUUCAGGCAAAAUAAUGUCAUGUUGAUGUACAAAUUCUGAACUGGGGCCAAAGGGCAUGGCAUGUUUACUGUACAUGCCAUGCGGUUUUCAACAUUCUGAUUGUCUUUCUGCCUUCUUCCUGUCAUGUACAAGUGCAACUACUCAGAGACGGUUGAGCUCGACUGGCUCAAGCGACAGCUUAUGAGACAAAAGUGCAAAUAAGCUUUUUGGAUAUGUAAAAAACGACAGUCAUGUUGAUGCAAGAUGGAGGUCAAAAGUUUGUCUCCAAUUGCAUAACCCUCAUGAACCCCCAAAGGAUCAUAUCGACAUGGCAUUCGCUAUGUUUGGAGGGCCAAGGGGAUGCUAAUUUGAAAGCACAAUGAAUCAGGGUUACAUGUUUGCUCAUUUUAGUUCAAGUCCAUCUUUAAAAUGCAGAUGGACCACGUUAACCUUUCCCGACACGUUUUAGUCAUCAAGUUUUUCACCAGAAACGAGCAGAUUUUAUCAGAAGCGCAGGAAAAUAAUGGUGGGAUUUCAUUUAACCCUUGUGCUAUCUUAGAUGACCCCACCCUUACAUUAACGUGUUCUCCCUACCAUGACAAAGGUGGAUAAAGGUGGAAAGAUUUCAUGUAAUUCAUGGACACCAGUGAAGAUCAAAAAUUAUUGAAGAAAAAAGGUUCAGCGCACUGUCUAGUGGGUCUAGAUGACCCAACUACCAAUGUUAAAGUGCCUAGGAUAGCACAAGGUUUAAACACAUUCAGACGUCACUGCUUUGACCGAAUUAACCUACAGUAUAUAUCCAGUAUCGCACAAAAUCAAUAUUUUAGAGCUCUGGUGACAAGAUGCUAUGUGGCUAAGUUGACAAAGUAUUUGCACAGCAUAUAGUGGUCAGUGUUUAACAUUUUUCCAGAGUUUCUGCUGUGUACAUACAAAUCUGUAAUUAAUACUGUGUUUUAAGGGACCUUGUGCAAGAUGUGUAGUAGAAGUAGUCAUGAAAGUAAAGAGUGAACACUGCUGAGAUAAUAUUUUUUUUCUGCUUUCCCGUCAACUUCAGCAAAUCUUUGACCACACUUUGACUCAGCAUCACGGCUGGUUUUUAUCAAGCACGUCAAAACAGGAGAGGCACAGCAUUCUGAUAUUUUGGGUUUCAGGCUUUUUGGAGCAAGUUGCAUCAGCUUGUUCCAGAGAGCUGAAUGAGAAGUUUCACUUUCUUUUUAUAAGCACUAAUUGCAAUUUAAAGUGUUCUUGUUUUAGUUAUUCAAACACCUUUUAGUUAGAAAAAAAGAAGUGAAGAAAAGCAAAUUCCAAAGUGCCAUUUCUUUUAUAAAGUCCUAAAGAUAAGAAAGAAUCGUAUUGUUCUGUAUUUGAAAUGAAUGUUUAAAGGAUAUUCAUCAGUAGGAAGCCACAUUUCAGUGCAUGAGGACAGGCAGUUUGUUAGUUUUUCCUCGAAAGUGUAAACCCUUUAUUUUGCAUUAAUUAUCCAUUUCAUUUUAUUUGUCUUUGAGUACACAUUUUUUUCCCCAAAUUAUUAAUUUUGAGGCUUCUAACUCCUCUCUAAACAAAUACAUUUCUGAAAAUGUUCAUUAAUAUCACAGCAGAUUAAUCAUUUUAUUUUGUUCAUGAAAUCCUUUCACUUUUGCCAAGGCUGAUAUUUGACACCAUAAACUGACUCUUUAUCCUGUAUUGAGGUGCUUGAUUGAUUACCUUUAAUGCUUUUACAGUAAGUAUUCAUUCAUUCUGCCUUUAGCCUUGUGGUGAAUAAACUGCAUUCAGUGGGCACUCUCAACUCCACAGCACAGGUUAGUAAAUGAUCAACAGAACGACCCAAACUAGGGUUAACCUGAACAUGAGACUGGGAACUGCUCACAAUCCUGCAUCAUCCCUCUUUAAAGCAAAGGCUUCGGGUGAAUGAUGCAUCAUUUUGAGGACCUCUCACUUACAGCAACAUUGUGUACUGGAUAUGAAUGUAGCCACACGUGCAUCAACAAAUCAUUUUCUCCUUACAGUUUUCAGUUGACAUUUCUGUCUUUUCAGGAUUCAGCUGAAGUUUAAUAGCAGCACAACAGAUGUAACUCAAUCAUUUGUGCUGCGCGACACGACGCGUCCAGCUCCAGACAGGCUCGACCAUGUGACGCGGUGACAGCACUGCUUUACAGUCCUGACCUCCAAAAGCGUAGUUGACUGAAUAACUGAUUAAACAAAUGUGGUCUUGCCUGCAUGAUUUCUUUUUUAUUUGUUGUGUGUACAAAUAACAUUGUGAAGUGUAUUUUUCGUAUCAUUGAGAUUGUGACUGUUGUUUUUAUUAUAUUGUACAUAAAAAGGCACUUUAUUUUAAUUUUUUAAGAUAAAUGAAUAAAAUACAUGUUUUGACACAA
Molecule: messenger RNA, 6589 nt
Organism: Oryzias latipes (Japanese medaka)
Lineage: Eukaryota; Metazoa; Chordata; Actinopteri; Beloniformes; Adrianichthyidae
Gene: sema4bb
Product: sema domain, immunoglobulin domain (Ig), transmembrane domain (TM) and short cytoplasmic domain, (semaphorin) 4Bb
Biological process (GO): axon guidance; neural crest cell migration; positive regulation of cell migration
Cellular component (GO): plasma membrane
Molecular function (GO): chemorepellent activity; semaphorin receptor binding
Source: RefSeq, a predicted model, not a curated record